AUGAGUGACAAAUUGUACGACGGUUCCUCUUCCUGUUUAAAAGUGUCCGAAAGAAAAAAAAAACAUUUUAAGAACCAUGGAGGUAAGAGUAAAUCUGUUCCUGUAAGUUCAACAUCAGAUGGAUCUACAAAUGUUCACAAAGAGAAGAAAACAAAUGAAAUGAAAUGUGAUGUGGACAAUGUUCAAGAAAUUAAAACCAGUAAAGAAAAAAAGGAACAACCAGAGAAAAAUUCAUCUGUUGAAGACGUAAACACAUCAUUAGGUAAUGAUUCUGAUAAGGUAGACAAGAACCAAUUAGAUGUUGUAGAAGGAAGCUCCAACAGUUUGUCCAAAAAAAAGAAGAGAAACAAAAAAAACAAGAAAGAAAGUCAUGAAAAUAAUGAAUAUGCAGGGGCUGAGGAAAAGAAGAACUUGGAAAACAUUGAUGUGAAAUGUUAUACAUCAUAUGCUGACAAGGUUUCUAAGGGAAAACCUGUAGCCUUAAAAAGUGGUUCUACUGUUGGACAUAGCAUACUAAGAGUUGAUAUCCCUGUAAAAAAUGGUUCGAGAAAUGAAGAAAAGAAAUCCCCUUCAUAUAAUUCUCAUCAAAAAAUUAAUAAGGGGAAAAACAAAGACUUUUUUGGAAGAAGGAUUAAUAUGGGCAAUGAUUAUUACAGAAAGGAAAAAUUCUGGAAUACUAAUGAGAAAAGAAGAAAAAGACCAUGCUCUUAUGAGAAUAAGGAAAGAGCAUCAUUUUAUAAUGAGAAAAGAAGAAAAAGAUCAUAUACUUAUGAUUACAGAGAAAAGGGAUCAAAUUCUGAUGCUAAAAGGGGAAAUAUAUCUAAUUUUGAUGAGAAAAAGGAAAGACCAUCAACCUGUUGUGAGAAAAUGGUCAAAUCUUCAAGUUCUGAUGAGAAAAGGGAAGAAAUAUUAUUCUCUGAUGAAAGAUUUGAAGAAAUAUUUUUCUCUGAUGAAAUAUUUGAAGAAAUAUCAAAUUUUGAUGAAAACAAGGAAAACAUGUGGAAGGUAGUUAAAAAAAGAGACAAGAAAAGGAAAGGUGAUCAGAAAAGGUUAAGUAGUUCAAGCGAAUAUUAUGAAAAAAAUAUAAUAUCAAGUUCUCAAGAAAACGAACCAAAAAAGUUGAACAUUGUAAAAAAAAGAGAUAGAAAGAUGAAAGUUGAUUCAUUAUAUUCCAAAACUAACAGGUUUCAAGAAAUCAAUUUGGAUGAUAAUGAAAAUAAGAAUAAAAUAUCGAACGUUGAUAAUCAAAAGUUGAUGACUUCAAAGAAUGAUCAGAAAAAAAAAAAGAAGAGUGUUGAAAAGAAGAAGGAAGAAACUUCUAAGGAUGAUGAAAAACAAGUAAAACAUGAUGCGAAAAAGACGAAAAAGGGAAAAAAAUCAAUGAAUAAAAAAAAAAUUUUAAAUGAUCUUGAGAAAAAUGAAAAAACAUCAAAAGUUGAAGAAAAGGAAAGAACCUUAACUGUUGGCAAUAGAACAGUAAACAUAGAUGAAAGGAAGGAAAAAAAAUCAAAUGGUGAUAAGAAAAUAGUCGAACGUGAUGGAAAAAAGAAUGCAAAUUUCAAAGUUGAAAAAAUAACAAAGGUUCAAGAUAAGAAGAAUGCAAAUUUCAAAGUUGAAAAAAUAACAAAGGUUCAAGAUAUGAAGAAUGGAAAUUUAAAAGUUGAAAAAAUAACAAGGGCUCAAGCAAAGAAGGAUGAAAAUUUAAAAGUUGAAAAAAUAGCAAAGGAUCAACAAAAGGAAAACAAAAAAUUAAAAGUUAGAGAACAAAUACGUAAGGUUCAUGGAAACAAAGAAAUAACAUCAAAUGAUUCGGAGGAGGAAAGAACGUCUAAAGAUGAUGAAAUUAUAAAGGAUGAGAAUAAAGAAACAGAUAAAAACAAAAAGAAGAAAAAAAAGAAAAGAAAAUCAAAAAAAAAAAACAACAAGAAAAAUGAAGUUGAAGUAGUAUCAAAUGAUGUAAAAUCUCAUCAAGUAGUUCAAGAGGAUAAGAACGAAAUACAGAGGGCUUUAGUAGAUAAUCAAGGUGCUGGUGCAACUAAAGAAGGGAAUCCAGAUGAAACAUUAUAUUUUAUAACAUAUUCAUUGCAAAAUAUAAUGAACUUACGCGAAAGGGCUACAAAAAUCAAUCUUGAUAAUAAGGAGAAAGAAUCAAACGUUACAAAUAACAAUGAGAACAAUAAUGUAUCCUUUUUAAAUUUGUUCGGUAAACCUUAUACAAUACAGCAAAGAAGAGAAAAAAUGGCAUCUAUUGAUGCAUUGGCUAAAGCAUUAGAGAACAAAUUAAAAGAACAAAAUAUGAAGAAGGAAGAUAAGGUUAAUAAUAAAUUAAAAAAAAACAAUAAAAAAAGAAAAAAUAAAAAAAAAAAAAAAAAUAGUAAUAAUAAUAAUAAUAGCAAUAAUAUAAAUAAUAAUAAUAAUAGCAAUGAUAUAAAUAAUAAUAAUAAUAAUAAUAGCAAUAAUAUAAAUAAUAAUAAUAAUAAUGAUAUAAAUAAUAAUAAUAAUAAUAAUAGCAAUAAUAUAAAUAAUAAUAAUAAUAAUAAUAAUAGCAAUAAUAUAAAUAAUAAUAAUAAUAGCAAUAAUAUAAAUAAUAAUAAUAGCAAUAAUAUAAAUAAUAAUAAACCGAUAUUACACAAUGCGGUGGACAAAACUAACAAUGCUGAAAAUAAAACACGUUUUGCUAAUAAUAGUAAUAAUUUAAAUAAUAUCACAAAUAAUACGAAUUCAAAUGUUAUAUGUGAGGAGAAUAAGGAAUUAUGUAAAGAUGUAAAUACUAAUGAAGAAACAAGUGAGAAACAGCUUCAAAACUAUCCUACACAAGUACCACAGACGAACGAAUUAACAUUAGAUGUUUUUAACGAAGAUAAUAAGAAGAAUUAUGUAGAAGAUGAUAAGCAAAAGUCCUUUGAUCAACCAUUAUUAAAAGAUAAAAAAUCAAAUGUAAGGAAUAAGUCAAAAAUUGAUCUGAACGAAUUAGAAUCAUGCAAAAGUAAUAUUUGUUCAGAUAAUCCCGUUCAAGACAUACAAUGCUUAUGUUCAGAAAAUCAAAAUGUCAAUAUUCCUAAACGUACGUCUGAUUCCUUAUGUAGUAUCAAUUCUAAUAUAUUUAAUAUUUCAGACUAUAUAAGAUAUAAUCUUUUUAGUUAUAUACACAUUUUAAAUAAUCAUGAAUUAGAUAUUCACCAAAGGCAAUGUAUAGAAGAAAUAGUAAAUUUCCAAGAUUCGAAAUUGAAAUGGAUAGAA
This is a messenger RNA of Plasmodium gaboni, 3240 nucleotides long. RefSeq lists its product as hypothetical. The record is from RefSeq and is a predicted model, not a curated record. The annotation marks the transcript as partial. NCBI's taxonomy places the organism in Eukaryota, Apicomplexa, Aconoidasida, Haemosporida, Plasmodiidae. The transcript has 2 exons.